AUGGCAGCCAUCAAUAUAUCCUGUUCCAGUUUGGGUUCUCUAGAUGCACCCUCCUUAGUGUUUCCUGAUGGAAAAGGCUUUUGUCAAAAUUCUUUGACAUCAAACCGAGGCCUAGGAAAGCAGAUCCAGCUGAUAAAGAUGGUGUCCCUUACGCUGAUUCCCAUCCUCGGAUUGUGGACUUUCUGUGUGUACCAGAUAACCGAAGAAGUUAAGAUCAGACAGAACCACGAAAACUCGAUAGACUCGCUGGCGUUUAGCAUCAAUGUAGGAAAGCUUGUCCAUCAUCUGCAGAACGAAAGAGAUUUAAGCAUGCUUUACCUCAGUCUUAUAGGUCCAGAAACUAAAGUUUUCCUGCUCCAUGAAUAUACAAUUACAGAUGAAUUUAUAGACAGUUUGCAAUAUUGGCCUCAGAAUCUGGAUCGGUAUAAUAGAGAGGUAUUUCGUUCGAAAAGUCAACUCUUAGCACACAUUGGGCGUCACCGUCACGACAUAGAGAGAUCCACAAUUGACCAAGAACACAAAUUUUACUCCUCUAUCAUAGACACAAUGGUUAUUUGGGGUUACGAAUCCAUAAAGGAAUCUAAAUUUGCUGUUAUAUGGAAAUCAGUAGUUGCCUUUCAGAAAAUAACAAUGGCUAAAGAAAACCUUGGAGUGGAGCGAGCUUUUGGUACCAUGUUUUUUGCACAAGGUGGAUUCGAAACUCACGAGCAGUACGAAGUUUACAACAUGAAUUGCUUUGGUUUCCAACAGAAUUAUGCUUCUGCAAGAAUUUAUUUUCCCAAUGUCGAUUACCUAUAUCUCUAUACAAUGGUAAGUGUUGGUAUUAAUGCGUCAGUUGCCAUAGACAAUUAUCGCAAAUAUAUCAAGGGGUUUGGUGAAGAAAAAAGGGACCCAAUUAAAGCAGACAUUAUAAUGGCUCGCUGGCACUACGACAAUGUCACCAAGUUACUGGACGCGCUUCUUAAUCUGCAGACGACACUUGGGAACAUAUGCAUGUCACAUUUGACUAGUCUCGCCGACAAAUCCAGAACAGCUGUUAUUAUCAAUUCCUCUCUUUUAGUGUUUGUUCUUCUCUCAUGUACCUUCGUAAUUUUCUAUACCGAAAAUCUGACCAGUAAUAUUCAGAAAUUUGCUGUACUUCUGGUAGAUAGAACUAAAGAGCUCAACUAUGAGAAGAAAAAGACGGACUCUCUCCUUUAUCAGAUGAUUCCAAAAUCUGUGGCUAGAAAACUGAAGAGGAAUGAUAGCAUUAAGGCAGAAUAUUUUGAUAUGGUAACAGUAUUCUUCUCCGAUGUCGAAGGUUUUGUCGCCGACAUCAUUCUCUCACUUUCGCCAUUGCGUAUAGUUGAGUUUCUGAACGUUCUCUAUAAUGCAAUCGACAGUCUCGUGGAUCAGAGAAACCUGUACAAAGUGGAGACCAUCAACGACUCUUACAUGGUUGUAUCAGGUUUGCCAAGGAGAAAUAAAGGUCUUCAUGCGUCAGAGAUAGCCAACUUCGCACUUACGUUACAGGAGAUGAUGAAAAUGAAAACAUUCUAUGAGUUUGGCCGACGUCAUAUACGACUUAGAAUAGGGAUCAAUUCGGGUCCAUGCAUGGCUGGAAUAGUUGGAUCAGUACUACCUCGUUAUUGCUUGUUUGGAGACACCGUUAACGUGGCGUCUAGGAUGAAAUCAACUGGUUUGCCAAACCAAAUUCACAUAACUCAUUCCACGUAUGCUUUGCUGAAUGAAACUGAAAAAUAUACCAUGAUAAAGCGCGGAAAUACCAAUAUCAAGGGUAAAGGAAAAAUGUGUACGUACUGGUUAAAAGAUGUUAUGCCAUCACUCAACGGAAGUACACAAUUAACAACUGCUAUAUCACCAAUCUCUGAUACGAGCUUAAACUUUGUUUACGAGAUGUUUCAAAAUCGCACCGCAUUGAGCCAGUCAUCAGAGGUUAACUCUGUCCUUCCAGCUCGGUCUUUGUCACAUAACGCAAGUGUACCACAAUUGCCAGAAAGUACUACCGGUAUCCCCAACAAAACGCCCCCGCCAAUCAGUGUAGAACCCCCUGACUUCAACGCCUUCAAACACGUUAUGGGAAGGAGAAAGACUGAUGUAUGCAUCGACGAACAGGAGAGUGGAUGAAACUCAAGAUUAUCUGGCAUAUAAGCGUUUCAUCUACAUUAACUUUUACUGGAGAAUCCACAAUCCUGUUUUGAUGUAAUCUUAUCUUUAAAUGGUAUACACAGCGUUUCAUAAAUGCCACGCGAUAUCACAAAUGAUAAAUUGUAACAUAUUAAUCUGCCUAAGUACAAAGUUCGUAUGAAAAUAGAAUGAUCUCACUUUGGUUUCGUUUAAAGGUGAUGCUUGACUUGUUCGUAUCAAAAGACAUUAUCAUCUGUAGUAUAAAGGCGUUGAGAAUAAUGAGGAAUUUAUCCGGCAGUAUCAAAAGAAAAAAAUGAAGCAGCUACAUUUAAACGGCGAUGAAACUAUUUCGUGUAUUUGUCAAAGCACGUGUAACUCAGUACAGCAUCCCUCUUUCCCCGAUUGUCUCCCUCUUUCCCCGAUUGUAUCCCUCUUUUCCUGAUUGUCUCCCUCUUUCCCCGAUUGUCUCCCUCUUUCCCCGAUUGUCUCCCUCUUUCUCCGAUUGUCAGUUGUGAUGAGAUUUCUAUACAUAAUGCACGACAGAAGAACGGUUCAAAUGGAUUGCAUUAGCGGGACCUGAGGACGGUUGAUUCGGAAGGUAAUGCUGUUUUGAUACGGACACUUUCCUGUAUAAACAUCCGUGGAGGUAAUUAACAGUACUCAGCAGUUUCCUUCAAGCUCAGACAAAUAAUUCAAACAAACAAAUCUAGAACAUGAUAAAGCAAAUAUCGACGUCGAUAGUACAUGUAACAACAACAAAAAUGCGCCCGCCAAUUCCCCUCACACGGUCUGACUGGAAACGCUAUCUGGAUGACUGAUUUAAAUCCCACUCCUCAAGACCAUAAACUGAGAAUAGACUGAAGUCUAAAUUUCAAAUCCAGCUUACUUUUGAAAUAAUUUUCAUAAAAAAAUAUUUUUUUUAGUGUAUGUUUGAAUUUGAUUUUUUUUUUCAUAUAUAUAAACCUGUAUUUUUUUAAACAUCUGUGCUAAA
This is a messenger RNA of Ostrea edulis (European flat oyster), 3118 nucleotides long. RefSeq lists its product as uncharacterized. The transcript has 7 exons. Gene Ontology annotation, biological process: cGMP biosynthetic process; intracellular signal transduction; receptor guanylyl cyclase signaling pathway. Lineage: Eukaryota; Metazoa; Mollusca; Bivalvia; Ostreida; Ostreidae. Gene Ontology annotation, molecular function: peptide receptor activity; guanylate cyclase activity. Bases 1 to 2127 code for a protein of 708 amino acids. The record is from RefSeq and is a predicted model, not a curated record.